Parascedosporium putredinis is the source of this 564-nucleotide messenger RNA. The record is from the annotation of a GenBank genome assembly. Lineage: Eukaryota; Fungi; Ascomycota; Sordariomycetes; Microascales; Microascaceae.
AUGGGGGCCGAACCCUGGAAGUGCGCCCUUAUCAUGGAGGAGCUCGGAAUCCCGUACGAGACCAAGUUCGUCGCGUUCGAGGAUGUCAAGAAGGAGCCUUUUAUCUCCCUGAACCCUAACGGCCGCCUACCUGCCAUUGAGGAUCCCAACACGGGCCUUACCCUCUGGGAAUCCGGCGCCAUCGUCCAGUACCUCAUCGAACAGUACGAUACGGAACACAAGAUUAGCUAUGCCGACUCUCCCAACAACUGUGUGGUUCAGCCGGUAUUCCCCGAGAAGAUCCCCAUCGCCAUCGACCGCUACAAGAACGAAGCUGUGAGGGUCACUGGGGUCUUGGACAAGGUUCUGCAAGACAGGGAUUGGCUUGUCGGAGACAAGUGCACCUACGCCGAUCUAUCCUUUAUUGCGUGGCAGCGCAGGGUGACUGUGUUCUUCGGGACCGACUUUUACGACCAGUUCCCCAAGGCCAAGGCUUGGAUGGAGCGCAUGGAAGCGAGAGCGACUGUUCAAAAGGUGUACAAGGAGCAAGACGAGGCCGUAGCCAAGCUUGGCCCGAACGCGUGA